GAAGUUGUCUCUACGGGUGUUUGAAACCAACAGGAAGGCGGACAUGUUGGUCAGGCUGUGGGAGAAAAUCGGGCAUCGUCUGCUGUUUUUUUUUUCUUUUCUCGAAAACUAACACAUAUCUAAACCCAAUGAAAACGUCCUCGAUUUGAGGAAGUGAACCGUUUGGAGGAUAAACUAUCGACGCAGAGUGACAAUGGCCCGGAUGCGGCGGAAGGACAGCCGUUAAACGUUGUAACGAGUCCGUGUUUAAACCGAGCGAAAUUUGGAAGAAGCAGAAGUUUUUUUCCCACCACUUCUACUUUUGAGCUGUCAGAUAAUAUUGUCGCUUCUACAAGGGCCUGGCACAGCUAUGGGAACGGGCCUGGACUAACCUCUCAACAAACUGUGCUCUCUACGAAGACAUUAGAUGAGUUAAAACUUCCUUUUGUUUGGAUGCAGUAACAUUUAAGCCCUUCUCCCCGGUGGCAUCCUGCGGAGGCUGACUAAUCUGUCGCCUCAUUUAUCUUUUGCCACUGAAGUUAUACGCCACUCAGACUGGGAAAAAAACCUCUUUAAUCUCCGAAAUGUGGCUUUUGUACAUUCAACGCAACCUUAAACGUUUUAUCGUCUGUGAAAGCUCGAGGAGAACGAUGUCCUUUUUGUGAAGUGCGGCGGAAAGUUCACACGAAGAAAGAAACAUUUGGCUAGCUAGCUACCGCUGGCUGCUAAAGCUAGCUAGCCAGUGAGCUAUUAUUGUUCAUAACCCAUCGCCGGGACUGAGAUUAACAGCAAAAAUGUCCACUGGGGAAAGCAUGGGGGCUCGGUUUGAAAAAAUCGAUGCCAUGUUGAAGGACCCGAAGUCAGAAGUAAACACGGAUUGUCUUCUGGUAAGUUUGUAGCCUGCUAGCUGACAAAGUGGCUAUGCUAAGCCACUGGGAUCUGUCUACUUCUUGGAGCAGAGAGUGUUUUUGAGUCCAACAAGUCGUCUCGAUUGUCACUGAAGGAAUGUGCUGAUCCUAACGCCGACAGGCCAUGUUGUCUCUAACACUUGAUCAAGUUCAAACAAUACAAACAUACACUGACUAGGCAUAACAUAAGGGCAGUCGAAUGCAAUCCAACACAGCGGCUCGACCACAAGUUGCUGUUUCAGAAAGCUUCUGAUUUUGUUGAUAUGAUCAGAAAGGUGAUUCAGUAUAACAGAUGUAUUGUUGAAGACUCAAUGGUUGGUGGUAUUCUGGAUUAUUACUUUGGGAGGUGUACCGUAUGUGUUGUCCACUCCAUUAACAAACAUGAAGGGAGCAUUAAAGCACAUUUCAUAUGCACUCCGGUCCACUGCCACCACCCAUUACGACUCAAACAGUUGUUUCAAAGACUUGUUCGACCAUGUCAACAGAACUGGAAAUGUGAAAGCUUUGAAGAAGUUACAUUUAAGGUAGAGCUGUUGUAUCAAAGCCGCAUUAUGUCGCCCAUAUGUUCUUAAUUAUCCUGUAAUCCUGAUAUCUAAUGUUGUAUAAAAUUGCAGCAACAGACAUUAGGGUAGAUAUUUAGUAUUUGAGAUAGGGGUCUAGUUCAUUAAAAGCAAUGGGAGCCAAAAUGCACUGACAGAUGGCAGCCGUGUGUCUGUCCUCCCACAGAUAUCAAGAGAUCCCUUCACUCAUUUCCAACUCAUAAAAGACUGUUGUGGUUUAAGAUCAUUAGGAAACAGUAGCAAGGUGUGCUGUUUAGUCUAGAUUUACUUAUCCAAGCUUCAUUUGAAGUGAUAGCCUGCCCGCAUGCCUGUUGUAACCUGCAGGCCUCCAGCAGCUGCAUCAGUACACCUGUUGGCAGAAGUUUGCCCUGGCUGCUUCCUGUCGGGCUCCAUGAAGUGAGUCUCCUGUCUGUGGAAAGAAAGCGCUGCUGCUGCCACGUGCUAAACCCUAGAGCAACACCUUCACAGGUUCUUAUUACAUGCGGCAAUCCCAGGGACUGAGUCACCGUGGAGUAGAUGCCAAAGGGGAUGUUGUUGUGUCAAGUGUUUGUUGAUAUCAGUAGCCUCUCAGCUUGGGUGACAGUGGCAGUGAGUAUUGUUAGAGGGAUUUGCUCCUUUGUGACUCAUUGCAGUCCUUGCCCUAUAUAAGGGCAACAAAACCAGAAGUCAUGGGGGCAAAUGAGUGGAAUAUUUUGCCAGCGAUUCCUGGGACAGGGCUUGACAUCUUUCUAAACACUGUUAUUCACAAUUUGAGCAUUUACACCAAAAACGAACGAAGUUUGAGUUUGAGCAGGUAAUACUCAGUUUUACAACAUGAUCAUAGUGUUCCCAGCGCAUGGAGUUGUGAUAGCUGUGGCAAUAAUUAAACACCAUUUGGAUGCAAUCAGAUGAAAUUCAAUCUAGCAAUUAGCUUCCCUCAGAAUUAUUGGUGCCAAGUUAGUGGUGUAAAAGUGCUUUGGGGUUCAUGUUAGAAUCAAAGAAAAAUAUCACAAACAUGGGUGCUGUGUAAAACAACCAAAACAGCAGAAAGACAAGAGUGAGUUCAAGCAAAUAUGCACUCUUUAUUUUUGUAUUCUUGUAUGUUUCUUUUACAUAUGUUGUACCUUUUUUAUAUUAUUGAUAUCCCACAUCAUCUUCACAUGCAGGCACUGGUGAGCUUUCGUACCUUGUACUUCUAAUUAAACCUUUUACACUGUCAGUCAAAGGGGAAAUAGUUACACUUCUAUAAAGUUCAAUGGCAUCAUGACAGCUGAGCUUCAUUAAGACGCUGUUUGUAUGUAUUCACAAACUUGUAAAGUUUUAACGAGGCUAGACUUUCUGAUAUGAUAUUGCUUAAAAAGGCAGUAUGAGAUGUGAUCAAGCAAUGUAAGAAUAACUUGAUAGUAGCCUAAAAAUGUAAUUGUUUACAAGUAAAUAAAUGUGCCAUGAUAACAAACAGUAACCUCAUACGAUCGAGUGAUAUCCUGCAAAUGAGAUGUGUUGCAGGCAGGACAUUAGGUGAGUCGAAGAAGUGCAAGAAAAUAGACCCAGACGAAUAGAGACAUCUGUGGCAGAGCCAAAUAAUGCUUGUAAAUAAAAGGCUGAUAUAAAUAAACAGCCAGAUAAUCUGUCUACCCCUCUUCUGAAUCAUUGAGAUAUAUAUAUAUAUUUUCAUAAUUGUAUGAUAUAUUAUGUUAGGUAAAAACAGACUUGCAAACACAGCAAAAGAACAUCAGGGAAGCUUUUCCGGGAAGGGGGCUUGACCUAAUACACCACCCACACACCCUUCUUGUUUAGUGUUUUUAGAGGCUGCUGUAGAUAGGCCGCUUUCCAAAAGAAAAGUUGCUUAGUCUCUUUGACCUCCCAUCCUGCUACAGAAAGAAGCAAUUAAACUCACCUAAAAAGUGCACACACUCUGCAUUUUUAAUGGCAGAAAGCUGUGGGGACUGUUCCUGCUGGCAGCCUCACACACAAGGGUGUUGUUUCUCUUUUUUCCCCCCUUUCUGCAAUCUCGCCUGAUCAAUGAAUGGAGGCCUUUUGCUGAGGCUCUCUCAGCGACCAUGCAACUCCACCCACAGCUUAAUAAAAUUCCAUGCUAAUCAAAUAACCUCUUGUCUUUGACUGGCCUGGAGUUCCCUGUGUGUCCCAAAGCCAUUCUGCACGUCUGGAGAGAGUUGAAGCCAUGCAGGCAGCUCUGAGGUAGCUGGGUGUGGGCUCCACUCUCUACCCAUAAACCAAAAUUAUGUGGACCGAAGACUCAUGUUUCUGAAGGCCGUGAAUCAGGACAUUUAACUCAUAAAGCAGCCAACAUGCUUGGCUAUGAGUAAUAUGUUCCAUCAGAAUAUACAAUGCAGGCCUUUUACUGGCUAUGUUUCCGUACCUGGGUCUUGAGCUGGCAUUGCUCGAGCUCCGUUGGGCUUGUACAUUUUUUCCCAAAGAAGCCUGGACUGUGUCGUGUGAUGGUGACAUUUGGCCCGCACCUUAACACUCAGCUCCAGGCCGGCCUGUUGAGCGCAGUGGCCUGUCGCCCUUAUCUUCACCCCUUAAAUAAAUCCUGCAGGGAGAGAAGAGCACUUUAUCUGGAUUGGCUGCCCCCCUCCUCUAUCAUUGUGCUCCAGGCAGGCUUCUAAGAGCCAAUGUGAGGAGACAGAAUUCCUGACAUUGUGAUGUGAAAGCUCACUGACAUUAAGAGACUGAGGAUUUUCUCUCAAUGCGUUUUAUCUAUCUUGAACCGGAUCUUCUUAUCACAUAAUUCAUUCCCUUGACUCAGUUGGAGGUUCUUCAAAUGUACAUUUAUAAAACUGCUGUCAAAGUUUUUGUUGCUCCCUUUAGUCCCUCACUGGAGUGUCAUUUUGUAAUCCAAAAAGAGAGGGUUGAUAUGUUGGAACUUGUUUUGCAAAUGCUCUACCUCUAUUUAGGGUGUAUUACUGCUUCCUGGAACAGUCUUUGUUCUUAGUUUGACACUUGGGGUUCACUUCGGCAUCUUCAUGUUUUGAUUCGUCUUUCAUCUGCUACUCAGGCUCUUAAUCUUUAAUAAGAAUGGAUAAAAGUGAGCUGCAAAAAUGAGUUUCAAAGAGCAUUAUAAAUGAAGUGAAAGCUGCAUGUAUGACUUGGAUGGAUGUUAUUUUUUCUCCUAGAUUUGAAAAACGGAGCACAGUCUGUUUUGUUUUUCACACAUGUAAGUCUUUUCAAUGAAUGACAUGUUGAAUGUGUUAAAAUCAUAUUCGCAGGUUAAUGAAUACACACGUUUGCCACCCAAAUUAGAUUUCAUCCCACUGCAAUGUCUAUAAUGACUAAUUAGAGCAAGCGUUUAUCUCAUUAUGAAUACUUAAUGGGGCGACUUGGCAAAUAAAUGUGAAACUUUUUUAUAGUUUUGCUUUUUUCAAUUAUAAUGCCAAUCCCCGCAGUCAUAAUGCAUGAGGCUUUCUCCUUAGAGCAAAACUCAGCCCAAGGUGCAAAGCUCAGGCGUCAUCCCAGGCAUUCAAAACCGCCUCAAUAACUUCAGACUCCCCACUCAAGAAUGAUUUGUAGAACGGUCUUUUCUUCUUUCAUUCUGCCGCGGCACAGCUUAAGAAACAGCCUGAGCAAAGUCAGUCUUUGUUUCAGCUCUGUGUAGCGCCUGCCCUCGUUUCAGCGACCUUUGCCUUGAAUGGACCAGCCUUGACUGUAUGGUGUUGUUUGCGCUGAUAAUGCAGCCGUUGGUCUCUUUUUGAUUCAAGGAGACGUACAGAAAUGAUUGUCAGUCAAGAGUUGAACCCUACAUUUAGCUCAAUCAAACGACUCGGCCUCAAUCUGGGCAAAUUGAUCAUUUAAUACACAAGAUUGUCAGUCAACAAGAGAUAAGCGAUAUCAAUAUUUUGUCAAUAUUCUAAUUUGAGCUGUACAGUGUGUAUUUUCAUGCACUUGAAGUUAGUUGCAGGUAGAAUGCACUACAAACUUUAAUGCAGUGUACCGUUUUCUUUGCAGAAACACUCCUUUUCUUGUUGAUAUCUAACACUCCUCACCUUGAGCCUCAGUUCAGACUCUGUGAAGGAUUAAAAGUGACAAAAUAGUCAUCUUCUGGGAUUAUCUCCUGCAGGUGUGUCUCAUUUCUCUGCAAGUCUUUUUUAUUCAUAGCAGCGUAGCAGCAACAAAAGCCUUUGGGGAAUAGUCCAGAAAUAUAUAAUGUGUAUGUUAUUCACAGUUGGAUGUUUGUUCAUAGGAAAACUGUGAAUUUAGCUUCUUUUGUUCCUAAUUGCAUCUCCUUGAGCUGAGAACAUGGAUCUGUUGCAGCAGUUGUAGUCAGCGUUGGAUCCAUCCCUAUUGUCAGUAAGGUUCAGGCCUGUUCCAUAGUAAACUGCUCUCCUCAGCUAUUCAGCGAGCGGAGCAACAAUUGGCCGAGUUAUUUGUAGCUCCGCAGUCCCUCAAACGGCUGAUUAUGUGCAGGAAUGCAAACUAAAAUGAUCCUCUAUUAAUAAUGAUGCGCGUUUGCUUUGAUAUACGCCCACAGAACUUUAUAGCUUCCUGCUCUGUCUUUAAUCUCAUUCUUUUAGGGCUUCAAUUCCUGUGACUUUGUCCCACUUAGACAGUCCUCUACGACCCGUGUCCGGUGAAGAUGUUGGAAGUGAAGUCAGAUGAUGUUUAAUAAGAAGGUUAUUGGUUGGGAUGAGGUCAGAAAUCCGGGGCAGAGCUGGCAGAAAUAGCAGAGUUUCGCUUGAGAAUCCGGAGCCGGGUUGGUCAGUGGAAACUCGUGAGUGCUUCUCCACUGUUGCUAUGACUCAAUUAUAUUUUGACAUGAAAGCAUUUGUGACAGUGAUUCUCGCUCGCUGGGACCUCAUAAGGAAAUGGAAUGCCCCUGUUUUGCCACCCCUGGGUUCACUGUCGCUGCCGUUUAUCCAGUAGAGUUGUUAGAUAUGCACUCUUUCUAGGUAAAUGGGAUCUCCUGUCAGUAGAUGUUAAGUAGAGCUGGAGUUUGUACUCAGUGUUUGGUAAAAAAAAAACUUGAAUGAGUCUUGUAAUGAUGGUGGAUUUCACCAUUAUCCAUAAAAACCAAAGCAGGUAGAGAGGUUCCCUGUAUUCGUCUGUGUCUCUACCUGAGAGCUAGCAGUGAGGAAGCAAUGCGGCGUCAUGCUUUGAAUAACUUCACUGGUUUGUAUGAUCACAUUUGUCUUUCCACAGGCCCAACCUGCAACGGCACGGCCCGUAUUUGCAUGGCAAACUGAGCGCCUGUCUGCACAAUUGCUCACAUGUGGAAAGCAUAUUGUCUCAAAGAGGUGGCAGAAAAGGAAGUGAGGAGCAGGGCUCUACUCAGACCGGUCCACAUGCCUCGCGCUGGCAUGCAGAAAGGGAUGAUGUGGCUGAGUCUCCCAUGGAAAUUUUAACUCAGACUUUUUGAUGUCUGGAAAAGAGCUUGUGUGUGUGUGUGUGUGUGUGUGUGUGUGCGUCUGCGUGUGGAUUUCUCUCCCCUUGAGCUUAAAGAAAUAAUUACCAUAUGUGAUGUCAACCACCGGCCUUUGCGUUUUGUACAACUACACAUUUUUUUUAAUUUAACCACCACGUUUCAUUAAUAGGGUGAUGAGAUGGUUUUACAUAUUAUUAUUCGGUAAUCCCAGGGAUGUGUCGCCCUCUGGCUGAAGCAGCAUCAGCAGAAAUAGGAUAACAUGGAGUCCUGCGAGCUCUGGUUUGUUUUCCCAGGGAUUUUUCUUUUUUUUCUCUCCAAAGACUGCCACAUAGUAGGACAUAGCCCGUGGAGCGCUGUGCUGCCACCCAAUACUUGUUACACUCAGGGAAUUUUAAGCAGGAUUUGUCCCUGUUUCUUUAGACUAGGUUUUUAGAUUAUAAUCUGUGUACCUUCUAACAAUAUGUUGUCCCGCUAACUCUAAAAAAAGGAUUUAAAUUGUCAUAUUGCUCUUGCCUGGUGGAUUCAGGGCUUUUCUUCGUAAAUGAAGAGAUCUGAGAAGCUAAAUUUUAAGACCACAUACACUGUUGAAGUGGUUUUUCUCUCUUCAUGCCCUUUUGUGUUGCACUUUUUUUCCUUCAUUUUGGCUGGAAAGAAGAAAGGAGCCUUAUGGAAAUUUCAGGGCUGGCGUUGAUGCUUAUCUAGCAGCAGCAUCACCUCAACAAAUUACUCUGCAAUACUGGCUACAAAAAGAGCUUUGUCAGUGAUCCCAGAGUAUUAGCAUUAAAUUUGUUAGCGUAGCCUGGAGCUGAGUUCGGGAAGAGCUAUGUCAGUGGGACUGGCUGGCUGGCAGCUCCAUCUGGCCCAGCGGCACAGCGGUCUGAUAGCUAAAACUAGGGCAGCAGGAUGAUUGUGGCUACUAACCCUCAACCUUGAUGAUUACAAGCCAAAAGUCAUCCUCGGUUAAACGCGUCAUAUUUAUAACUUGAACCCUCAUGACCCUGCAUCUGUGUGCGUUGGGUGUUUGUAAACAUAAUCCAGUUAUGGUUAGUGACAUACACAGACGCAUAAAUGCUGAUGUGUGAGGCAUUUAGGUGCAGAUUUUUGGAUUUGCACAUAUAAUGCUAUGUGAAGAAAUGUCCAAUAUUUUCCAGUGCUGACUCCUUUAAAACUAAAGUCAGCAGUAUUUUUACAAAGCAUUGAAAAGUACCGUAGCUUAUUUAAAAAAAGAUAAAUCUACAGUAGGUAUGCAGAAUAUAUUCAGCACAUUAUUCCCAUGAUAGAUAAUUGCUAAAAAUUUAUAUUACUGCAUGAGCAGAAAGUAGAGUCUUGAUAAUUAUAUGGCACAUUUUAGGAGAUGAAGUAGUUAUCUGCAUGCAGGGAAGAUUGUGGCCAUACUAACAAUGAGCUUCAAGUGCAUGUCGUGAAAAGGGCAAAAUAGCUCUGUAAUGGACAGCUGAUAAGAAUAAGAAGAACUGUAUUAAUCCCCAAAGGGAAAUUCAAUUAUCUGCUGUCUCACAUAAUAUGUCUCUAAAAGUUAUCUACUAUUUACACAAGAGUUAUAAAAUCUGAUGGCUGUUGGUACAAAAGAUCUUCUGAUUCUUUCUGUCCUGCAGUGAAGAGAGAGAGGAGCCGUCCACCAUCAUUGGCCCUUGGGUCCAUCAAGGUGAUGUGAAGUGGGUGAUCUUUAGAAUAGUCUCCACCUUCCUCAGUGUAGAUCUCUCCACCACAUCCUCCACUGAGUCCAGCUUGAGUCCAACCACUGAGCCAGCCUUUUUCGGCAGUUUGUUAAGACGUCUCGCAUCUUUGUGUUUAAUGCUUCCUCCCCAGCAGACUGCAGCGUAGAACAGAACACUCGCCACCACAAACUGAUAAAACAUCUGCAGCGUCUUACUACAGAUGUCUAUUGAUCGGAGUCUUCUCAAGCAAAAGAGCAAGCUCUGGCCCUCUCUGUAGAUGAAGUCUGGGAGCAGCAACAAAACAGUUCUGAUAUAACAAUACUAUCUUAACAGUGCAUCUCCAGAAUUAUCAUUCUGAGCUGCAUCAAGAGGGUCUGCAAAGAACCAAAAACCUGUUAGCUGCUUUUUUUAGCCAUUCAACACAGUGGAGAUGUACAGCAGUGAUGGUGACAUUGAAAUCACUGGAUUCUUUUCUCUCUAUGACCUGCCUUUCACAAUGGUGGAAUAUGCCAUCUUCCACAGACUAAAGAUACACUUGGAUCAGUAUCAAUGUUGGCCAGAAAUGAGUUCAGAGACGUUGAGAACUGGCAAAUCAAAUAUAGUGCAUCCCUGAUCUGCAGCCACGUUUUCAGCCCUGGAACCUGAAGAGAGGGAGGAGGUUGAUGUUUGGAGAUCAAGUAAAGAGUGAAUACUGCUAAUGAAAAAUAAGCAAUGAAGAUGUUAUUUAUCUGUAUAUGGAAUGAAUUUGUCUCUGUUCAGCAGAGCAACGAAAUGCAGUUUGCAUCCACCCAGAAGUGCUUAGCAAGUAUAAAUAUAUUAACAUAUGUACAUGGUAUGAAGGAGAUAUACAUGAGUAAAGAGAGUAUAUCACAGGUAUAAAGUGCAUGUAAUUGUAGAUAAUUGUAAGUGGUGGUUCAGUGGUUGUGAGUGUGUGUGUGUUCUGUGGAUGCACAGGAGUUUAAUUUUGAUCAUGACAUGUAUCAAUAUCAUCAAUUUUUUAUUAGAGUUGUGUCAAAGUGAAUAAUUCUGGUCUCACAGUUCAGUUCAUGACAACCCCCCUCUAUCUUUACAUGAGAUUCAAAUACUGAGAUUUAAAAGACUUCGACUAAAUAACACACAAAACACAAAAGCUGAUUUCAUGUUUACAGUUUGUUCUCCUAACCUGCUUUGUAUAAUCUAUUAAGCAUAUUUUAAAUGUUUGACAUUAUUUUUUACACGCUAAACCUGCUCGUCCUCGUCACAGCAGUGCCUCAGUCGAAAAAAAUCUCCCCACUCUUCUUUUGUUUUUUCCUUCAUUUGUUCUUCUGUUGGACUUGCCAGCCGCACAUGCACCAUUCCUCCACUCCCUCCUCCCUCUUUCCGCCCCUGUUAGGAAAAGGCACUAAUGCUGAUUGAACAUAAAGCUCACUUAUGUGACUCUGUACUUGGGAUGGAUUUUUUUUUUUUCCUCCCUUCCUUCACUUUUUGUUGAGAACUUGUUUGGCCACAUACCUAAAAUAGCUCUCUGACGUGUACAGUCCUGUUAAGGAAUGUUACUGUGGCUGUCCAGAGUUCUCUGCGGCAGGAAGUUAUGCAAACGUGCAUUGCAGAGCACAGAGCCUUGUGAUUAGGGUCCUGUAGGACUCAGUGCUUUAGCGUCAUUUUUCCAGUCCAGGCUGUGGCCAUCAAGGUCCCUUUUGUCUCACAGGCUGUGGAUUCUACCCCCUGAAAGUUGACUUCAUGUAUAGAAAUAUUUAAGUUGAACAGAUGAUGCCUCUGCUCAGCUCAUGUGCCGAUCACAACCUUGCUCUAUCAUUAAUUCCCCCCUUUCUCUAUGAAUGUCUAAGUUGCUUUUGUUCUGCCCACCAGCCAUUCUUCUCCUCCCAUUUUUUUUCUUUCCCCCCUCCCUUUUCUGCUUUUCUUCCAGCUCCCACCCAUCCCACAGGGCGACGGCUUGUUUAAUGUCUCAUAUGGGUGGUGGUAGGGGGGGUUUGGCCCUGACCUCCACUGCUGAGCAGAAGCAGCAGAGUUACUUAAGAGGAUUCCUGGUCAUGUCUGAGCUGCUGAUUCAACAUGUGUCAUCAUUGUUUUGCUCAGAGAUGCAAAAGGGAAUCCGCCGCUAUUAACAGAGGAUCAUUCCGGAUGCAGGAAUAACCAGAUUCUUGAUGUGUUGGUGAAUUCAUAAGGGAUGGCACUGAUAUCAACAAGUGGAUAAUUUGUUUACAAAUGAUGUGAUUAAUGACGUUUACACUUCCUAGCCUGUUCAGAUGAAAUAUAGAUUUAUUAAUAUUACGGAGAAAACAUGUUGGUUAGACCCAGAAGAUGCUCAGUUUCCACAUCUGGCCCACACCUGCUGAAGAGAGGAAAUGCAUAACUCAGCGCUGUUUUCAAGUGUUUGUGUGUGCGUCUUCUUUUAGCCAUUGUGGAUUAUGGAAGAUUAGAUUAAAUCCCACCAGUAGCACUUAUAUGCCUGACCCAAGAGCUCUUGGAAUUCCAGAGAUGCAUCCUGAUUUAAGAGCCUUUGCAAUUUUGUUCAUCUUCUGCUUAAAAUCUCAUUGUGAAGUUAAUAGACUACAGUACGCAAGAUACAUGAAAAGGAUUCUGAUAGGGGUCAGAUACUGGUGAAAUAGAGGGGAAAGAACUUGAGUGACUCUGAUCGGUGUUGCAGCCCUGUACUGUAAUGUUUUUGUCACUGUAUGGUCAUGGUAGCCACCACCCUGUUGCCUCAUUCAUCUUUACGGUCUUUGGUUGCUUGACUAAGAAACUGAACAGGAUGGGAAAUCCUGCUUUUGGUCACGAAGCCAAAAUCAACAUCAGCCCAUUCUUAAACAUCAUAACACAGCUGUAUACAAAAACAAAACUGUUAAAUAACACUUUUGUCCAUGUUUUAAAACUCUCUAUCAGAGUUUGAAUGUUCAAUUUUAAACAAUAUUCAAAAUUAAAACACAUAGUUAGUUCUGAUAACCUUAUGAUCCGACAAAUGCAUUCUUCAGUGUUCAUAGUGCAAGGAUGAAAGCAUUUAAGCAAAUACUAAGUCAGUGAACAGUUGAAUUCAGUCAGCUUUAGCAUCCAAAUUCAAGAACUUUCCCAUGUUUGAAGAUUUAUUUCUGCUGGUAUCUUUAACAGCCGCACACAGCUGAGUAUGGGAGAAGUGUGUAGAGCUGAGAGCUGCAGAAGUCAGUCUAAAGCAGAUUAUGUUAGUUCCCUUAGAAUCUAUUCAAUUAUAAGUCAGAUGUUUUUGUGAUUUUCAGUUUAUGUCGUCCAGCCGUGCGCUCUCUGGCAUGACUCAUGAAUGCAGCUCAGGUCAGCAGCUGACUGAAGCCUGCAGAUGUCGACUACCUCUCUCAGAAUGACUACACUACACUCACAGGAAUAGAUUUUUUUUUUCCUCCACCUUUGCUACUGCCUGGAUGACAACUUUGACAAUAAUAAAACCAGACCUACUUUCAUUUAUCUCUGAUGCUCAAGGCUCAUAUAGAAACACUAAGUCUUGCUUGGGUUAACAAGGUGCUGAGUGAAAUUGAAUGAAAAUGUAGGAUACCUGCCAAUGUUUAUGUGAAAGCUUAAAUUCAAACCUUUUUAUGAACUGACAGCAGUGAGCUGUGGUGGCUGUUUGUGAUUAUUAACAGGCUGUACACGUACUUCAUAUGCUGCCAGCUCACGGCACAGUUAACCACGCUCUAUAAAAAAAGAUCAAUUUGUUUCCAUUUGUAAAUGAGGUUGUGACCAAUUUUGAUGUCACCGAGGUCCAGUACUUGGCCGCUCUCUCCAAAUUUAGAAAAUGAGCACUAUAACUGUAAAUCAAGUCACUUAUUGCUGGUUUAGCUGCACUGCAACUCACUCACUCUCUAUCUCUCCCCUUCUCUCUCUCGCACUCUCUCUCUCAUUAUCAGAUUAAAAUUCUGUGGUUAGCAAAAAAAUCACUUCUCCACGACACUGUGUUUUCUGACAGUGUGUUACAGAAAUUGGUCACACAGAGUCGUUGCUCGGUUAGAUUUAGUUUUUUACUUUUCUGGUAAAUGCACAAAACAAAAUUGGUCUUUUCAGUCAUGUUACGGAAAACUCAUGAAUUCUACAUAGACCCACCUGCAUGCAGUCAACAGCAAUAGACCUUAGACCAAAAUACACCUGAAACAGAUGUUUGUUAAUGUACUAAAAUGAGGAAAUUAGCUGGCAUCUGCACAUUUAUAUUGAUUUAGAGCUUAGGCUAACUCAAACUAAUAAAAACUAGAAAAGAAAAAAGAAAUGAUAAGUAAAUGAAAACUGUGUCUCAUGUUCACAAAACUAACAGAAGCUGACUAAGAUUACAGACAAAAUGUCCUUCGUUAUCGUUUUUGACAAUAUUUAUUAGCCUUUAGGAUUCAUAUUAAUCCGACACAUUUCCCCAACCAAUUUUACGACAGUUUUCGGCAGUUAUCAGCGCCGUACAGCACCAUCAUAGCGACGUACUGGGACGUGCUUGUUUACUGCUCUGACUGGCUGUGCGCUGUGCUGCGACGGAGCUUGUGUUGUUGGAACAACUUGGAAGAAAUGGCUAAAGUUGGGAGGAGGAAGCAGUGUCCCGCCUCCCGCCUGUAUGUUUAUAUUUUUUAUAUUAUUUAUAUUAUUUUCUUGUGCUUAAGGCAGCAGCCAACAGUACAGUAUUAGCAUUGACUGAGCAGUGAGCACUAUGUUGGGCUUGAAAACAUAAACCUUGUCGCAAAAAUCAAAACUAAAUAAAAACUAGAAUGCCCGCUCUUAAACUAAUUAAAACUAAACUGUAAUGGAAAAAAAGAUGUCAAAACUAACUAAAACUAAACUAUGAUGACAAAUCCAAAACUAUUAUAACCUUGGUGUGAACAACAUAGCCUAAGAUUAAAUUGUGUGCUUAAUGUAACAGAACAUUUUUUCUGUAAUGGGUUUUGUGUCUGUGGAAGGGGGGUCCUUUUUUAAAAAACUCUGAUUCCAGCCCUCUUCCAACACUUUUCAAACUCCUGUACAGAGACGACAUCCUCACAGCGCUCUGUAAUCGCUGACCGUGAUAUUACUCUAGUCGUAGAAGACCGAAGCUUUGAUUUCUUGCUUGUUAACUCUUCUCCUCCCUUUCUUUCUCAGGACGGCUUGGACGCGUUGGUGUAUGACCUCGACUUUCCUGCCCUGAGGAAGAACAAGAGCAUUGACAACUUUUUGAAUAGAUGUAAGUAGCAUCCAUCGUGCUUUACUCCCCACAUCCCCUUCCUCAGCAUUGAUCUGCCCCUGCGUGUUUAUGUUUACAGACCCUGUUACAUACGGGUAUAUAAGCUCGGGCUCAGAAAAAGAAGGCUGUUUUUGGGUCACCGCUUCUAUGUAGGCUUGGACACAAUAGGUGUCUGCUGCUUAGUGUCCCCAACAAAGAGGCUUUCAUAAAUGGUUGGUGACCCACAUGGUGCCUAUCGUGGUGGCUUCUCUUUUUUCAGUGUCCUCAGACCAGGGAACCCCACAAUUAUGUUUUAGACAAACAAGACAUACCAACGCAUACAAUGAAAUGAGUCUCAAUAUAAUGUUUCCAUUUUCAGCAGAUAAAGAAAAACAACCAAGGAGGUUAUAGGUACCACAGCAGGGACAUUAUAGGAAAUACAAACGAUCAUAUAGCAGGGUUUAUGCUGGGACCUGUUCUCGUAAAGCCGAGAGCAUUCACGGUGGGGGGCAGGGCAUGGAUGUUAUAUCACAGGGAUAAACUUCAUGUCUUUAAUUUCCUGGAUUACACACGGACAAACAUAUAAUUUAACCUAAAAACUUUAAUUAAGCAACAAUCGCUUACUCCCACCGUCUCUGUCAUAACUGCACAUUUCCCUCCCUUUCGGGCAUGUUUUACGGCCCUCACUUUUCAUUUUCUUUGGUUUCUCAAAGGAUUUUUCUCCGUUAAAUAAAUGUGGUAUCAAAAUCUAUUUUCAAUCAGUAUUCAUAUGCAGUAUUGACUAUAAAGUGACAGCUUGAAGCACUAUGGUAGCACUGAAUUAUGUUGAAAUACUGGGAAGGAUACAUUUAGACCUCUCCUCCUGUGGUCUGUCAAAGAUCAACAUUGCACUGAUGCCUUUAGUAAUAACCUUUCAAAUCUAUAAAAUUCUCAUGAUUGAAGAAUAGAUUUAGUUAGGAUAAUCUGUCGUCAUGGCUGGUUGAAAGAAAGAGUUGACAUACACAAACAGUCUGACUUUUUCAAACCACUUUUUGAUCCGUUUAAAGAACCUGAUCUUCAGUUUUCCAUGUUUGACAGACAGCCCAAGCUACUGUAAACCCCUGCGGCGAAACCUGCCAUUAAACAUUUCUUCAAUUACUGCUGCUACAGUACCUCAGUGUGUAGCAGCCAAGUGUUUGAGCUGCAUUGAUGGAUAUAGACUAAUGGACUGGCUGUCUUGUGAGGCACAGCUCCUAAGUAGCAUGCAUUGCCUGAAGGGCUCUAAAUUCUAAAUCUCUUUCCUCCGUGCAUUGAUGCUUUACACCCCAAUCACUGGAACCCACUGGAAUAAUCCUACCCCUACACAUAUGCAAAAACACACACAGUAUAUCUCUAGAAGCAACAUGAAAUCCUAUUUGUACCUCUUCUAAACAUGGCGUCCUCGCUUCUUUAGGUCCUCUGGGAAUUGUCCAAGUAGGGAUCAUGAUCCCUGGAACUUGUGUUCUAAGUGGAAAUGACUCACCCAAAGAUGUUCUUCUCCUCUAACCCAAGCCUUGCUUUUUAUUUUUAGAUCAAUUGAACUUGAUGCCCGAUACACCCCCCCUUCCUCAUGUAGUCCUGUGCCAGUUUUGACCCAUGUGAAUUGGAAAUGAUCCCCAUAGUUCAGCUAUGACCAAAUUUGGCUGUACAGUGAAUGCUACUUCCCAGAGGGGAGCGAGUUAGCAUUGUUACAUCAGGGAGAGGCCAACAAACUUUUUCCAAAAAGGCAUCCCUCAGCUGUGCACAGGAGCGCUUUCUUCUCUGUUUGCUGACAGAUGCAAUAAUUAGUCAUGAGAGGAAAACUCUGCCACAAAUUGCAGAAACAUACUAUUCUGUAAUGAAAAAUGGGGGUUGGGUUUUGCAGGACUAAAGGUCCUUACACAUCGGGGCCGACGAAUAUAGAACGCGGAACCACGAAAUAUUCUGAGGUGAAUUUUGACGUGCCUGACUAUAAACACCAAGCGCAAUGCGACUUUCCGGGGGGAAAAGACGCAUCCUGGGGAAGACUUUUGCCGGGGAAAGUCCCGCCUCCUUCGCCUCUGAUUGGCUAGAAAAGCUGGAAACGUCAUCACACGCUCAAGCCAAAUGGUCAGCACUUAUAGCCAAUCAGAGGCGAUAAGAUAAACAUGUGAAACUAUGGAAACAACCGGUAGCUUACGUUAGCACAGAGGAAAGUUAAAACAAAGAUGUUUAGCAAACUUUUAAUGCACACAAACCGUCGUCAUUGUCAGUUCACAGGUUAAAAGCCAAUUUAAAACAGUGUGUUUUUAGGAGUGAUUUAAAAGUGUGGGGGUCUGUACAGUCUCGGAUGGGUUUAGGGCAAGGAGACUUCCCUCUGAGGAUGGGAGGGCACGGGAGGGAGUGUAGUGGUGGAGCAGGUCUGUGAGGUAGGUGGGGGCCAGGUUGUUAAGUGAUUUGUGGGUGAGCAGGAGGAUUUUGAAUUGUAUGCGGUAUGAGAUGGGGAGCCAGUGCAGUUUUUGGAGGACAGGUGUGAUGUGUUACCGGGAGUUGGUGCGGGUGAGCGGGCGGGCAGCAGAGUUCUGAAUGUAUUGGAGUUUAUUGAGGACUUUGGAUGAUGAGCCUUAUAGGAUGCUGUUGCAGUAAUCUAGUCUGGAUGUUAUGAAUGCAAAUCACUGGGACACUAACGUUAUGCUAUUGCACAGUGAGUGAAAAAGGUCAGGUAAAAGACCUAAAGAUAAUGGAGUAAGGUUAUGAACUUCAAAUUAGCUUAAAUCUUCAAACAAAGUUGAUUUUUUUUUGUCAAGCUUUUGAUUUUUAUCAACAUGUCUUUGUUUUUGUUUUUUUUUUCAGACAAGGAAACCAUCAGUAAUAUUCGGGAUCUACGUAUGAAAGCGGUGGACUAUGAAGUGGUUAAAGUUAUUGGUAGAGGAGCGUUUGGAGAAGUGCAGUUGGUAAGAAUGUCAUGCAUUUCUAUUGUUUUAAAUAUCACCAUAAGUUUGUUGUAUUUAGUUUUUAUUUGUCCUGAAAAACAGUAAUUUUUUGCCCAAACUGCUAAGGUUUUUACAUCUUAGGAAGGCUAACGUCACUUCUUUUUUCGAUCUCUUUCAGGUAAGACAUAGGGCCACAAGCAAGGUUUAUGCCAUGAAGCUGCUGAGCAAGUUUGAAAUGAUCAAGAGGUCGGAUUCUGCCUUCUUUUGGGAAGAGAGAGACAUCAUGGCCUUUGCCAACAGUUCAUGGGUUGUGCAGGUAUGAUAUAAUGUGAUAGGAAAUUAAGUUUUCGAAAACCUUCUGAACUUAGUGGGAAAAUGAAGUUUUGGUCACAUAAAUGGAAACCCAGUUUCCUUUUGACCUUUUUAAAAUUUCAUUAUUUCUGUGUUUCAACUUUGCAUUUCCUCUCCGCAGCUCUUUUUUGCAUUCCAAGAUGACCGCUACCUCUACAUGGUGAUGGAAUACAUGCCCGGCGGGGACUUGGUUAACUUGAUGAGCAACUAUGACGUCCCAGAGAAGUGGGCUCGUUUUUACACAGCUGAGGUGGUCUUGGCUCUAGACGGGAUCCAUGCCAUGGGCUUUAUUCACAGGUAACCAGUCGUUCUCUCUGUGUUUGCUGGUCUGCCUCACUCACCUGCAAUAAAAUAUUUGUAGCACAUGUGUAAAAUAAUCUAUCUUUUAUGGCUCUUGACAACUGAGAUUGUGCGGAAGGAUCUAGAAGGUGUGGUGGCAACCUAUGCUCUAAUGGGGCUUUGUAAAAUGCAGGAAGUAGUUCAGGGUCAGAGGUACUGUUUUUGAGUGUAAGUGCUGGUUGCUUGUUUCUAAGUAUAGCUGUCUGUCUGAACUACUACUCAUUUCAAAGGCAGGGGGCCCUGUUUACUGAGACACCAAUUUCCGGUUUGUUGUAAAAAAUAUGUGAAAAAUUCAUAUUUAAUAUUUUAUCAUAUGGUCUUUAGUCUCUGCAGGAGUGAUGAGUAUAAACUUUAGAUUUAAGUGCCGUGGUCUUAACUGCACUCUUUUGACACAGAACAGAAGCCCUUAAAUACAGUUUUAUUUCCAUAAAACAGUAACUGAUAUUUCAACACUGAUAUUUCUCAGCCCCACGCGCACAGCUGCAGUGGUGGAACAUUCACAGCAUGACAGCUACGUUAAAUUGUCCUCUCGCUGUUUCCCCAUCAGCCCGCUGAAUGUUGCAGUAAAAGGACAUUUAAAGAAAACAUAAAUUCCACUCCCUCAGCCUCCAGCUCUCUUUACACCUCAUUACAUCUGACCUAUCGCAGCAGAACGCUUUGGCAACUCCAGACAGCUCUGAUUUGGAGUGCAGUUUUUUUUUCCACACGGGCACCUUAAAGCACCUCUUACUUUAAACUGCUCACUUUCACACAUGUUAAGAGUGCCAGUUUGAAUCUUCUCUUUGUGAGUUUGAUGUAUUGUUUGUAUGUCAAACACGUGUUUAACACCACUUUGUAUUUGCCUCCUCAGGGAUGUGAAGCCUGAUAACAUGUUGCUAGACAAAACAGGCCACUUGAAACUUGCAGACUUUGGGACCUGCAUGAAAAUGAACAAGGUAUGUGAUUCAGUUUCCAUCAGUAUUAUGAAGAUAUAGCAGCUGCAAACAUUAUUAUCCUGGGUAUUUCUAAUUAACUAUUUAUGUUUUCUUGUAAAAAUCUUACUAGGCAUACUUUGAGGGCUAAACAAGGCCAAUAUUGUGUUGAAACGGAUGAUUUUUUUUUCCGCCUCAGGAUGGUAUGGUACGAUGUGACACAGCAGUGGGAACUCCAGACUACAUUUCACCUGAGGUACUGAAAUCCCAAGGAGGAGAUGGCUACUACGGCAGAGAGUGCGACUGGUGGUCUGUGGGAGUGUUCCUGUACGAAAUGCUAGUUGGUGAGUUUUUUUAUUACACAUUGCUUUUCACCUGUCUGACAGAUAUAAAACACAAAAAUAAGCUUAGGAGAACUUAUAUUUUGCUUUUUGUACGCAUGUCUCAUGUUCUCUCUGUGGACAUAAAAGUAACCCCUGUUUUUGUUUUUGUUUUUGUUUUUUUGCAUAGGUGACACUCCUUUCUAUGCAGACUCCUUGGUGGGGACCUACAGCAAAAUCAUGAACCACAAGAACGCCCUGACUUUCCCCGACGACAGUGACAUCUCCAAUGACGCCAAGAAUCUCAUCUGUGCUUUCCUGACUGACAGGUUAGAAGGGGACAAGCUCCAUACUGGAUUCUUAAGACCUUUCCCCUGUUUAGGCAUUGAUCGCUUUCUAGCUUAGAAGGCUCAGUGGGGGGAAUCUCAAUUGAAAGAUAAAUUAAAACACAGACAUUGUGCCUCUUGUAUGUACAGUACAUAUAUAAGAAUUUCUUCUGCUCGUAUUUGUACAAAAAAAAAAUUUACACUGACUUUGUCCUCCUUGACCCCUCCAGGGAAGUCCGACUCGGCCGCAACGGUGUAGACGAGAUCAAGCGGCAUCCUUUCUUCAAGAAUGACCAGUGGACGUGGGAGAACAUCAGAGAGAGUAAGAUGACUGAUUACUUUCACACCUCCUGUUUCAUUUGGCAGCUCGCUCGCUGUUACCGCAGUCAUUAAGUCAGCGAUCAUGUUUUCCAUCUGACCUACUACAGACAGUUGCAGGAAAUUCUUGUGGACGAGCCAUUCAUUCAGUAUCCUUUCCAAGACCGAACGUGAUUCCUGCCCGGAGUCAUAAUUGGCAGUGCGGUGCUUUUUGAGGCCAACUGCAGGGGAAGCGAACGCUAAUGCGCCAGGAUUGACACUGGAGCAGAGAGAGAUUUAAAAGUAGAGCUAAAUCCAGGAGCUGCAGUCAGUUCUUUAGUGGCUUUAUAUUUAAUACUUAACUAGGCUGAUGUCAGCACUUUGGUGCCGUUCCACUGGCUGAGCCGCUCUGCUAACUGGCUGGUUUCCCUUGUUUUAAAAGACAGUUUGAAAAGAGAUCUGUGAUCCAGAAAAAAACAGCAAUAUAGGAAAAAGUUAGAGUCUUGACUUUGAACCAUCUUGAAGGUGAUCUGCUGUACCUCAGAAAAUACAUACAUGAUUAAAGGAUGGUACUGACUGUAUUUAUUUAAGAUAAUGGAGGCUGCAAAGGAUGCCAGUGUGCUACAUGUGAAUUCAGCCAUAUUGUUUAUGGUGAAUGCAAGCAGUAUUCAUUUCAGAGGUGUGUUUUGAAGCCUGUUUUCACACACACACACACACACUUACAAGCCUCUUUUGGGAUGUGUUUCUGUCCUCCGCAGCGGCCGCCCCUGUUGUGCCUGAGCUGAGCAGCGACAUAGACACCAGUAACUUUGACGACAUUGAGGAAGACCGGGGCGAGGAGGAAACCUUCCCUGUACCAAAGGCCUUCGUGGGCAACCAGCUCCCCUUUGUGGGCUUCACUUACUACAGCAACCAGCAGUAAGUCAAGUGUGACAGCCCCCCCACCCCCCUCAAGCUGUACUGAGAAUUAUUUAUGAAAUGGCACGCUUCUUAGUCCAUAUCUCACAUCAUAAAGAGUCUUGUGAGAUCGUAAUAAAUCUACAGACUGUGCUGCCUUCGUGGUAGAAAUGAAUUUGUCACAGCAGAUAAUGUUUUACUAGCUAAAUGUAGAGAAAAUGUCACAGAUUGAAGAACUCUUCUGUUUUACUCUUCAUUGUAACAUUCCUCUUCCUUGAGAAAUUGUGGUAGCUGGUAUUUUUCAUUACAUAUAAUUUUUUUCAAGGAUAAAAAAUCAAGUUUGUGGGGUUUUUUUUCCUGCAGUUCUUUGCGCUCCUCCUCAAAGACCAGUGACAAACGUAGCAGCUCCACAAAGGAAGACAAGAGUCAUGUAAGUGGACUACUUUUUUACCUACUUACAAAGAAAGUCUGUGAGAUUUACCCUUUAUUCGUCGGGUAUGAUCUAAAAAUCUUUUUCUUUUUGUUUGUCUGUGUCAGCUGGAGAACCUGCAGAAAAGGAUCUACCAGCUGGAGGAGCAGCUCCACAGCGAGAUGCAGCUUAAGGAUGAGUUAGAGCAGAGAUGCAGGUAUGGAGGAAGAUGUUGAUUCUUGCACAAUAAAUGAGAUGCUUUCAGAGACAAAAUACAUACAGGAAGCAGAAUGUUUGGUCACAUAGAAAGGCUGCCAAACAACUAUGAACUCAAGUGAAAUGUCAACAUAUCAAAUCCUGUUUUGUGUCUUGUGUCUUCAUUGAAUUGAUAUGUUUGGACUGGAAAUAGGACUGUGGCGAAGUUAUUUAAAGUUGGUUCCAGUAUUUUUUUGUAGCUUGAUAGGAGAAACUUUGAUUGAUCAAAUUAGGUCAAACUGAUUUUUGUGCACAGAAAAGCUAUUGAGAUUUUUCAGAUUUGUUAUGGGAAUGUGGGUCACUAAAAGUCUUCUCUCCACAGGACAUCAAAUACCAAGAUUGACAAACUCACAAAAGAACUGGAUGAAGAGGUAAACAGCAAACUUAUUUAAAUUCCUUCCUUGUUUCAAUCUAUUAAUCCUUGAUACUUGCUGAUUUGGUUCGCAAAAAUAUCUAAAAGAAGAAGCUUUUAUUUUGGCAAUUUGGUCGAACAUUCAAAAAGAAUGUGAAAGUAGUUAAAAACAUCAGUGUUUAAAAUUUAAGGCUAGAUCAAGGAUGGGUUUCUUCCCGCCUCACCACAGCAGCUCUCAUGUUUCCUUGCCACAGGCGAACCUGAGGAAGACCACAGAGGCCAGCAUGUCUCUGCUGGAGAAGGACAAGAUCAUGCAGCAGCACAGAUUCACCGAGUACCAAAGAAAAGCUGACCAGGAGGCAGAGAAGAGACGCAAUUUGGAGAACGAGGGUAAAUAUAAUGAGGUGCUGCAGACGUGUGAUUCAGACACUUUGCAAUUAAAGGUCUAAUUGCAGAGUGGAGCAGGAAGGAGGGCAGUCAUUGAGAAAUGUUUUUGCAAUAUGUUAAUCCCUCAUCCUCGCAGCAUUUAUUCCCAUAAUAAACAGCCUGUGUUCAGGUGUGACCCGCGUGUUGUUUAGUAUCAUUUCAAUCAGGAAAUGGCUCAUAUUUACACAGCGGCUAUUGUCCUCAGAUGUCACUCAGGCUAGGAAGCUUCAUGCAGUUUAUUAUCUUGCACUUCUGAGCACAAGAUUUUAAAAUCAUAUUAAUAGUGGAAAUAUAAAUAAUGAUCAUUUAAUGGCUCCCCCCCUGCCAAAUGUCAAUUAAAGAGACCAUGAAUGGUCCAGUAUCGCCAAUAGGCUCUGACUUUUACUCUUUUAGCGUAAAUUAUUGCUUUACUUCUGAGCUUGUUGAAAGCUAACAUUAGUGUUUUACCACUUUUACUUCGAUUAUAGUGGUACAUGAAACACUUGGAAAGGUGUAAACUCAGUCAGUACUUUUCUAUUGAACAGUUUUGUGUGUGUUAAGAGUAUCAGGAAGUGGUAAGUUUCUGGUUUUCACUGCCAGCACUUACACCCUGCGCAUGUCAGCUGAAAAUGGCCACUGAGUGAAUAUUUUCAAUUGGAUUAACUUAUGUUGGUAGUUUGAUAGAACCUUAAAUUAAUCUGAUUUCCCAUCUGUGUUUUCAAAGUUUCAACUUUAAAAGAGCAGCUUGAAGACAUGAGGAAGAUCAGCCAGAACUCUCAGGCUUCAAAUGACAAGAUCGUCCAGCUGCAGAAUCAGGUAUUCACACUCAAUCACACAUACACACAUACAGCUAGGACAACCCCUAGAGGGCAAAGCAUCAAAAUUUCCCUCUCUGUUUUGAUGUAACAGCUGGAAGAGGCCAAUGACCUCCUGCGGGCAGAGUCAGACACCGCCGCAAGGCUGCGGAAGAGCCACACAGAGAUGGGCAAGACGGUGAGCCAGCUGGAGAGCUUGAACCGGGAGCUGCAGGAGAGGAGCCGUGCGGUGGACGCAGAGAAGGCCCAGUUGGAGAAGGAGCUCCUGGUUCUGCAGAGCACCCUGGACUCGGAGAGGAGGAAUUACAGCCAGGGCUCAGAGGAGAUCAGGGAGCUGCAAGGUGACUCACAAUAAGGAUGACACAGACGAAUGCAAAUCACACUCUAAAAUCCUUAACAGCUUAGUUUGAUGUUUAGCUAACUUUACAGAGAAGACUUUAAAAUGCUAAUUAAUCCCUGUAAGUUUAAACUAACUCUCUAAGGCUUGUUAUCUCACUCAUUUAGACAUCUGAGCUCAGUCAUUAGACAGCUGCAGAAAUUAAAAACCAUCCUACAUGAUCAAGCCAUGGUGGCGCCCACAGCAGUUAAAUUAGUUUAUAAUUUACAAUAUCAGAUUUAAGCUUAUCAGUGUUGUAGAACUGGAGGAGGAGAAGGCGGUUGGAUGGAAGAGUUGAUUUCCUUAAAGUAAAACUGCAUUUCUUUGGAUGGUUAAGACACUCAGAACUAUCUGAUUUUCUACAAUAAAAAUGAGGUUUCAAUGACAAAACACAAUCUCACAAUAUCAAGGCGUAAUAGUGAAUUUUUGCAAAAUAUUCUCUUUCCAGCGAGGAUGGCAGGGCUGCAGGAAGACAACAAAAACUUGAAGCUCAGCCUCUCCAAAGUGGAAGGAGAACGCAAACAGUCCCAGGAGAGGAGCAACAACCUGGAGAAGGUAUAUACUAUAUACCUAAUGAUAGUAUUUAAGCAUAUACGAACGUGCUUCCAGCCAGUAGAAUUGAAGGGGAUAGCAGUUAUUUUGUGUCUCUAAUUGGAUAAUAGCAGCUUCACGUUGUUUCCUCGCUCAUCCCCUCCCCGCAGGAAAAGAACAACCUGGAGAUCGACCUGAACUACAAGCUGAAGACCUUGCAGCAGCGUCUUGAGCAGGAACAGACCGAGCACAGGGUGACGCGGGCACAGCUCACUGACAAAUAUGAGUCUAUCGAAGAAGCCAAAUCAGCUGCCAUGACUGGUAUGUCUGUUCUGUGUCGGAGCAUGCCCUUCUCUGCUUUUUAUCAACUCAAUGUUUUCCAGUUUGAGUUUUUAAUUUCUGUCAAACUUAAACCAUCUCGUCUUCAUUCUUGAAUAGCCUUCCCACUUUUAUUUUUAAAACCUUCUUUCUGACCCUGUCUUUGUGUUUCAUUGUCCCUGCCUACCAUCUGAUCAGAAUCCUGCAGGGGAUAUUUGGGUUAGAGGAAUUUAAGGAGUGUAAGCCAGUCAGCAUGUCAGAACAUCCCCUCAUACAUAUGAAAGACUUAAAGCAGUUUUUCAGUAGAUUGAUGUACUUUUUGAUGUUUCUAAACUUUUUUUAAUUCAAGUUUCAACACAAACAAAAUAGAUAAAAACACCACUCAUGACUCAUCAUUUUGAUUGUCUAAUGAUUCUUUCAAACUUUUAUUUUUUACUUUUUAGAUUAUUGUUAUGCACUUUUGACUGGUGUCAGGCUGAAAUCCCUCCACCUACUACAGCAGGCUUCUAUUUGAACUGACACCACUAAAUACCAACAGAUCCCUUCUGUCCUUGCUAGCUUACACUGGCUGAUUUCAGAUUUUUGAUUGCUUUCGAAGCUGUACAUUGAUACCAUCUUCUGACUAUGAGAUAGGGCUGAGCGAUAUGGCCUCAAAUCAAUAUCACAAUAUAAUGAGUUCACCUCCUUAACGAUAAAUGGACGAUAACUACUUCACAGGCUGCUCACCCCCUCCCACAUUAAAUUCGUCUACUUCAGUCGCUGCUCCAGCUGCUACAACUUUUGAACCGUCCUCCAUCUCCUCACCUGUCUUUACCUCUUUGUUAAAGACUGGAUGGGGUGGAGUCACGUCUCUGACGUAGGACAGCGUCUUAAAGGGACAUGAGACCAUAGCCUACCUACACACAUCCAAGAGCAACUUUUUUUAAUUAAUUUUUUUGACACAGAAUAUAUUGACAUCAGCAAAAUGUCGUAAAUUUCGGUAUCUGUAAAUUUUCGGUUUAUCGCCCAGCCCUACCCUGAGAUCAGAGGAUGCAGCUCAAUCGGACGUUUUGAGAUCCUAGUUUCCAACCCAAGGUGACCACGAGGCCUUUAGAGUUCGAGCCCUGAGACUUUGAAACUCUUCACUUAUGUGACAGUCGACAUAUUCAGUCUCUUUUUAAUCUUCUCCCAGAGGAAAGCUUUUCUAAGUUCUUAAAUUAUCUGCAGAUAAAAAUACUAUUACUUUCUGACUUCUAAUCUCCAGCACUUUUUAAUCUGUCUUUUUUAUGCUUCUUUUCCAUCUGCUUGUCUUUCACUUUUCGCUUUUUUUUUUUGUGAAGCACUUUAUAACUUUGUUAGAAAAAGUUUGAGGCGCUGGUUGAUCUUGUUUUCAACACACACCACAUGUACAGAGGUUUCUUCAACUCCCAGCCUUGACCUUUUGCUUUAUGUCUUUAUCAUCAUGUUAGUUGGAUAUGAUUAUAAAGAAACUCUCAGAAUUGGUGCAGUUUGAGCAGAUGGAUUUUCCAAAGUAGCAGGCACACUGAUAUGAUCAUGGUAGGCUUGUUGGAUUUUCGUGUUCACUCAGCUGGCAGCAGAACAAACAACUAAACACGAUCUUUCUCGGAUCUCUUACCACACCAGCUGUCCAGCAAAAGAUGUCUGAGGAGAACGGAGCGAGGAUGCGGGCAGAGAGCCGGGUAGUGGAGGUUGAGAAGCAGUGCUCCAUGUUGGAGUUUGACCUGAAGCAGUCUGUGCAGAAGAUGGAGCAGCUGAUGAAGCAGAAGGAACGGCUGGAAGAUGAGGUAAGCAGUCCUUCUCUUUUCUUUUUUUUUUUUUUUUUUUCCUUGGGCUUCUGCGAUUCUCCUUUAAUAUUCAGCUUCAUAGAACUAAUUUUUACAUCUUUCUUCUCCAGGUGAAGAAUUUGAGGAUACAGGCAGAGCAGGAGUCAAGCAAGCGUGUGCAGGCCCAGAACGACCUGAAGAGCCGCACGCAGGAGGUGGACCGUCUGAGGGUUUCAGAGAAGCAGCUCAAACAGGAGACCAACACGGCGCUGGAGAGUAAACGCUCACUGGAGUUCCAGCUGGCUCAGCUGACCAAGUGAGUUGGCAUUCUGCACUGGAAUGGACUUGUUUUUGUCUUGUGACACUUAGUGAUCAUGUGUUGUGUAUUUAAUAAACUCAAGAGAAAACCAUAAACUACACCCACAAAUGUGAAAUACUUCACUUUCUGUUUACUCCAAAAGAGGGAGACUUAAAAGUAACGGCGUAACUUAUCUUUGCUCUCAUACUAACAGGCUGUAGUUUGAGCCAGGAGCUUUGAUUUUCUGCUUCUCCUGCACCGGCCAGUAAUGCUCUUUGGAAGUCAAGGCGUAAAUUGGCCCACAAUUGCCUGUGAUUUUCAAAUUAGUACUAUUAUUGCAGCUUAGACAGUGACUCUGCCAAAGCUGGUCUGCGACGGUGUUUACAUCAGAGGAUUAGGAUUUACUCUGUGUCCAGCUCCAUGCACUCUGCUGCUAAUCCUCUGGCUAGUGCUAUAGCCAGUGCUGCUGGUUACAUUUCAAAGCAAGGACUGACAAAGAGGGUUUUUUUGUGCUUUUUGUUUUUGAAAGUGCUCAAAUUGGGCAAUGGGGACAAUUAGCUUGCUCGGGGAUUUAAAGAAGAAACAAAGUGCCUGAUUGAUUCUUUGUGUUUUCACAGACAAUACAGAGGCAACGAGGGACAGAUGAGGGAACUUCAGGAUCAGCUUGAGGCCGAACAGUAUUUUUCUGUAAGUAGUCCUCAAAUCCGAGACCUCUUAAUGUGGUUUGAAAGCUGCAGGCUAACUGUCUGUAUUCCUCCUCCUGUCAGACACUUUAUAAAACUCAGGUCAAGGAGCUCAAAGAGGAGAUUGAAGAGAGGAACCGGCAGAUACAAGACGCUCAUAAAAAGGUGCAAGAUUUGAGCGGUGAAAGGUAAGAGACUCAUCCGAAUUUCACUUUACUCAAGUGUUUCACGUAUCCUUCUCCUGUCAGUAUUAUUCUGGUAUGGGGACUAAAAACUGUGCCACGGCUUAUCUAACUGCUUUUUUUUUUCCUGGUCAAAGGGAUUCCCUGUCUGCCCAGCUGGAUCUGACAGUGACUAAGGCAGAGUCAGAGCAGCUCGCCCGGGCGCUUCAGGAGGAACAAUACUUUGAGCUCAGCCAAGAGAACAAGAAGGCAACAGCUAGACAUAAGCAGGAGAUCGGUGACAAGGAGGCAACGAUUGCACGGGUGAGAACAGCCUGAAUUGUCUGAAUUAAUCCCAUUUUUAAAAAUUCUCAUCUCUAUGAACAGUACAGACAAUUACCUUCUUAUUUAUGUGUCUACAGCUCGAGGAAUCCAAUAUAACUCUGACCAAAGAUGUAGAAAACCUCAGCAAAGAGAAGGCUGAGCUAAGUGAGAAGAUUCAAACUCAGGAAGAAGGUACGGCCCAGACUUUGGCAUGUUUGAGUCUUUGCUGUGUUGAAGUCACGUCUUUGUACAAGACUUAUGUUUUUGUCCCUCGACAGAGUAUGUAGCUCAGAAGGAGGAGAUUGCAAACACAAUCAAGGCCAACUAUGAGAAGGUCCUCAACACAGAGCGCACACUGAAGACUCAGGUAUGGAUGCACCUCAUUUAGCUUAAAGGUAUCCUCAAACUCUGCUCUGUUGGAAAUGAUGGUUGACACUUCUUCAUCUGUCCAACUGAUCAGGCGGUGAACAAGCUGGCAGAGAUCAUGAACCGCAAGGACAUGAAGCUGGACCAGAAGAAGAAGGGCAGCACAGCUGACCUGCGGAAGAAGGAGAAAGAAAACCGCAAGCUUCAGCUGGACCUCAACCAGGAGAAGGAGAAGUUUAACCACAUGGCCAUCAAAUAUCAGAAAGAGCUGAGCGAGAUGCAGGCGGUGAGUAACGGGAUCUGUAGGAUACUUUAACGUGUUAGAACAGCCCAAAUUCCUGUUCCUAAUCAAAAUCUCUUGGACUUUCUAACAACAGCAACUCGUAGAGGAAUGCACAUAUCGUAAUGAGCUGCAGAUGCAACUGGACAGCAAGGAGAGCGACAUCGAGCAGCUCCGGGAGAAACUGAAUGACCUGCAGCAGCGCAUGGAUAACUCCAGCGUCACCAGCCUGCAGACAGAUGAGACAGACAGCAAUAUCGCAGGUAGGGUCACCUGGACACCACUUUUCCUACUUUUAACAUGAAAUACACACUGAAACAAGUCUAGCAAUUAAAUGUAACCGUCUGUAAAGAGCCUGAGAUGUAUAAUCGUAAACCAAGAAUUCAAGGAGAUUUGUCUCAAGAAUGACUGAAUGGUUCAAGGGUUGCUGUUUGUAUUAUUUCCUGGAUGUUUCAACAGGAAUUAACCGGCAAACUUUGUAAAAAAACACUCUUUAUUUCUUAAGGAUGCUUCUGGACUAGGGAUGUAUGAUAAGAGAUAACGGACAUAAUAUCACACUGGUAGAUAAAACCCUAAAAAAGUGAAUAAUGAGUAUCAGACAUGAUCAUUUCUGCUGAUACGGCUGAUAAAAUCGCACAUGAGUUAUGCACACACAGUGACAGCUUCAACAAGCUUUAUGUCAGCUGUAUUUUUAAAUGUUGGAAACAUAGUAAAAUAGCAAUUAGAUAGGAAUGCAGGUGGAGUUCAGGUAAAAUGAGGAGGAGCAUACAGCAUAGGACUGGGCGUCAAACUAAAAAUUUAGUGAUACCGAAAUUUACAACAAUAACCAACGUCAUUUUGCCCAUACCGGUAUAUUCGGUGUCAAAAAAACCAAAUAACUAAAAGUUGGUUUUGGAUGUGUGUAGGUAGGCUAUGGUCUCAUGUCCCUUUAAGACGCUGUCCUACAUUUGAGACGUGACUCCACCCCAUCCAGUCCGUAACUAAGAGGGAAAGACAGGAGAUGGAGGACAGUUGAAAAGUUGUAGCAGCGGCUGAAGUAGACGAAGUUAAUGUGGGAGGGGGUGAGCAGCUUGUGGAGUAGUUAUCGUCCGUUUAUAGUUAUCGAGGUGAACUGCCCAGUAUAUCUUGAUCUUGAUUUGAGGCCAUAUCGCCCAGCCCUAAUACAGCACUCCUUAAUCACUACCAACCUAAUUAUGCAUCAAGUACAGCGGAUAGAAUUAAGUAAGGCACGAUAUGUUGAGUUCAUAUUGUCAAGUUAUUCCCCUUUAAUUUGCUUUCACUGGCCAAACAUUUGAAUGAAUUCUGACUUUGAAUGACAUCUUCUCUACUUAUUGAAAUCAGUUUAGCGUUUUAGUCGCGUGUUUGUGUGGCAGAAGUUUCCACGCAGCGUGAGAAACUUUGUGCAUAUUGAGCAGACUGUUAAACAGGCGCCCAGGAAUCCAGAUUUGGUUCAUUCAAAAGGAAAUCAGAGCAUCUAACACACAUCAGUGGACAAAUAUGUGUUACUCUAGGUGUGUUUCAUGAUACUGGUUGAUAAUUGCUGUGGUUAAAUCAUUCUCUCUUUAUCCCCCUCAUGUCCAGCCGGUUCUCCUCUCCUUCUUAUCUUUGUAACUUCUAUUCCUUUCCCUCUGUGAGUAACUGAGAGGACAAGCCCCUCUUGCCUGGCCUGCGCUGCAGCUGUUGUGUGUUUUCUGUCUUUUUUGCCUCUUUAAGUUUUCUUUUGCCGGAGGUGAGAAAGCCAUCUCUGUUUGGGGGAGGGAAACACUUUUGAAAGAGGUCUGAAGAUGAUAUUUUAUUCCCCCCAAAAAUGUCAGCAGAUUUUUGAACAACAAAGUUUUCUAAGACGAAUCUAAAGAGGCUGCUGGUGAAUUUGUCUCAUGUCACACGAGUUCAGCCCUAACGGUAAAGUAACCACAUCAGACAGUAGGAGGCCACACCCUCACUCUCAGCAACUUUCAAAACGUGUCUCAAAAGUGAAAAAGCUGUUUGUUUUUGUAGUUCAUAGCACUGUGUGUUUGAAAACACAUAACACUCUUAUUGUUUUGGGUCUUUUGUCAGCAUGUUCACCCAGAAGCACUGCUCCUUUGGACACCAAGACCUCCUUCACAUUUACACACACACACCGUAGACAAGCCCCUCUUAGUUCACUGCUCCCCCUUUAACUUGUGUUGUUUCAGCUGCAUGCACUCCAAGUUAUUUUGACUUUUGAAUAAUGUGUUUAACCUGCAAACGCACAUGGUAUCUCUCUGAAAAGAGUGAGUGACAGAGAUAACUGAGAGAAAAUAAACAUUAACCUCUGCUCUGAUCAUCUUUGUGAGAAGCUUUUAGCCUAAUCUGGAACUAUGUAAAGUGUCUUUUAACAUGCUGUUAAAGAACUCCAACAAGGCUAAUAUGUCCCUCCUGCAUGAGGAGUGUGUAGUCUCAGCAUGGGGAUCUCUAAACUCACCUCUUCUCGCUGACUCCAGUGCAGCUCCUGUAACGCUAGCAGAACUCCACGAAGGGUUCACCUGGUGUUUUGAAACAUCUAUGACCUUUAUCACUUAACUUUUGAUUUAUUUUCCCCCCUCAGUUAAGUUUGGAUUUGAGCACUGCAUGGCCUGUGCGUGUCUGUCACAGCGUAGGUUUUUAACUCUGCUUUCUUCUGAAUAGAAUCAAGACUGGAGGGCUGGCUGUCCAUUCCGAACCGUGCUAAUAUCAAGCGAUACGGAUGGAAGAAGCAGGUAUGCUGUGUUUAUUUGGUGCUUCCUUUUUUUGUGCCCCGCAUUGUUUCCAAGUCUGCUUCGGUUUGUUAAGAAUGCUACCAACCCCUUGAGGGCAGUAUCCGCCUUCCUCUCAUUGUCCUUUUUAAAUAUUUGCAGUAUGUGGUGGUGAGCAGUAAGAAGAUUCUGUUCUACAAUGACGAGCAGGAUAAAGAGCAGUCCAACCCCUCGAUGGUACUAGAUAUUGAGUAAGUAUUCCUCCUGUCCUCUGUCUCUGAUAAAACUCUUGAUUGAUUAAGAGUUUGGUCACUUUGUUGGACAUAUGUCAUUGUUGGUUUUAUGCUUUUCUGUGCAGCAAAUUAUUCCAUGUGAGACCAGUCACACAAGGAGACGUGUACCGGGCUGAGACAGAGGAGAUUCCAAGGAUAUUCCAGGUUGGAAGCUUUUCCCUAUCCGUGUGAUUUUCUCACUUUUCAUACAUUUCUGUUUUUCAACUUUUUUUUUCAACUUGGCUCUUUCUCUCCGUCUCUAGAUCCUUUAUGCCAAUGAGGGAGAGUGCAGGAAGGAGGCAGACAUGGAGACGGUCCCUCAGGGCGACAAGACCAACUGUCUCCCACACAAAGGCCACGAGUUCAUCCCCACGCUCUAUCACUUCCCUUCCAACUGCGAGGCCUGCGCCAAGCCUCUGUGGCACGUCUUCAAGCCGCCUCCGGCCCUGGAGUGUCGCCGCUGCCACGUCAAGUGCCACAAGGACCACCUCGACAAAAAGGAGGACGUUAUCGCUCCUUGCAAAGGUGAAAAAGCCUUUUCUAGACGAUCCUGUUACAGCUUUGAGCUGAAAUGUUCAGGGUCAAGAUUGAGGGUUUGCUCAAGGCUUGUCGUGCUCUUACAGGUGCUCGCCAGUUAAUUCACAUUAUUGGGAUAUUCUCUGCCGUCAUACAGUAAAUACAGCCACACCUUUGGCUAACUUAACCUCCACUUAAGGAGGAGCAAAAACAGCCGAGUGAAACACGCUGAGUGAAAGACAUCAAGUUCUGAAAUGUAAUAGCUGAUUUCUCCGAUAAGUGAGGAUUUGUUGAUGUUUUUUAGCUCAAAUUGGCAAAGAUUUGCUGGAUCGAGCUCCCUAAAUGUUUUUUUUCACUUUGUUUUUCUUCUGUCGUCUACAGAGACAGGCUAAAAUGUUGUUUUAAAUAGUCUUUUUAAAUGCUGAACAUGUACAAGUCUGAGUUACCGUCAACAUUUCAGUUUUACUUUCUCUUCAACAGCUGUAACCUAUGUAACCCAUCUUAUGGGUCACCCUUAAGAUGCGCUAUUUUUCGGAUCAUGUUUAUCAGACUUUAUUCUUGACCUGCGUUAUUUCUGAUGUUUCCUACAGUAAACUACGAUGUGACCUCUGCCCGGGACAUGCUCCUGCUGGCCCUGACUCAAGACGAGCAGAAGAAAUGGAUCGGUCACCUCGGAAAGAAAAUCCCCAAGACCCCGCCAUCCACUUUUUCAAGAGCUUCACCUCGUUCUAUGUCCACUCGCUCCGGACCAAAUCAGUCCUUCCGCAAGAACCCUAAAAGCAAUACAGGAAAGCUGAGGUAACUCGACAAUCUUUGACUCAUUGGCCCUGCAUUUCUUUUUUAGAUGUCCUUUUGAAAUAAGACGAUUGCAUGAAAUAGAAUAAGGCACUGUGAUGUUGUUUUAGGCAGUAAGUGAGGGUGUGCAGCAGUCACAAGUCUUAUUUUAUCCCCUGUGCUGGGCUGAGCUGUGGUCAAGUCAGUGGCGUGACCUGCUGUUUGUCUCCUGUGUUGUAGCAGGGCGCAGUCCAGCCUCCAUGCAGACACAACAUCCAGCACUUGUUGACAGGAACUUCUUCAGAAAGUGUUAAUACAUUUUUUUAGUCUUUUUCUCUACAGCUUUAAACUUACCUAUUUAUUAAUUUUGUUACUGGGUGUUUCUAACACCAGACACUUCCGGGUUGGUUGGUUGGUUGUUGGUUUGUUGGCUCCUGGGCUCUUUCCAGUUGACACGUGGGACUUUUCUAAUAAGCACUAAUGUGUUGUUGGGCUCAGUAACUAACUCAUUUGAUUUACUAUUCAACUCAUCAGACAGUCCACAUGAAGGACUCUGACAUCACCUGUCAAACACAAUGCAGAAAGAUGUUAAGUGUCUGUAAACCAGCUUCUCUGUUGAUUCAGUUUGGGUUACUAACCGAGGUAAUAAUGUUGUCUUUCUUUCACUGGACACCUGUCUCUGUUCUGUCUUUCAGCUAACCAUCUGAAUCAUUUGGAUUUAGUUCUGGACUCUGAACUUUUUGUCCUUCCUCACCCUUGAAAAAACGGAUAACUGUUUUUUUUUUUUUUUUUGUCUAAAAUUCAUUUAAAAAAAAAAAAGAGAAAAAGUAUAUUGACAUAAAACCCAACGGUGGAAAUUACAACGCAUGCCACACACAAGCUUUUGUGGACAUUCAGAGGCCUGAUCCUCAGAGCCCCUCUGUAGCCUUUCCUCCUCGAAGACUGCUGUCAUCCGACUCAUCAAACUUGCAGUGCUCCAUCUCUACCAGAAGAUGGCUCCCUCGCCUUUGAACUCAAGUCUGACUGUGGAGCAAUAGAGGGACUCAUGUCAUGGAGACUUUCUGUAUCAAACUGAAUGACACACAGUGAAAAAGGUAAAAGGGGGUUUGCUGGGACUCCUGCAAGUAUGUGUUCAGCUAAAGGUACUGUCAUACAGGGAUCGCAGAUCUGCAGUGAGUGGUUGUGUCUCAGGGGUGGAAAAACGAAUAUCUGUUUUGUCAUUUCUUUCCCCAUGUGACAGAUACUCCAGCUAAAUGCAUGCAUAGUUCUGUUUCCAGCUGAAAAAAUAAGACUGAUGCCUUUAUCUAAUAUCUUUGGCCUUUUUGCCUUUAUCUUAUCACUCUACAAGUCACUUAUCAGGUUUCGGACAGAGUAUUGGGACUUAAGUAUUAGAUGUGUUUUUGGAGUAUUUUGAGUGAGGAGCAUGCAAGAUCAUCAUUUAAAUCUAUGCAUUAUUUUUAUUGUUAUAAUUAUUUUUAUUGCUCCAAGCCAUAAGGAAAAAUCCAUUGUAAUGGCAUAUAGGAGUCAUAAAACUUAAUUGAUUUUUUUCUGUUUAUUUGGUACAUUGUCUCUGUAAUAUUUUUUUUUUCUUGUAUUGUUUAUUUUUUGUAAUGUAUUGCCUUACAUUGAUUCAUAGAUAAAUGGUUCAAAAGGAAACAUUAAGUUAACAAAUGUAAACCUGCACUGUUUGAAUUGUAAAUUAUUUGUAGAAGACUAAACAGGUGUAGCAUUUGGCCCACCUAGUGCCUUAACGUUUGGAUCUUGAUUUUACUGCCAUAUCUGUUUGCUUUUUUUUUUCCUUCUCCAAAACAAGACAAAUCUUAACUCUUCCAUCAUUUAUUUUUUAAGAAAAAUCGCCACAGGUUUGUGGUUUUAUCUGAGCUUUUUUUUUCUGGUUUGAGUAUAUAAAGUAUAUAUAUUAGGUUACAUCUUUAUGGACACAUGCAAUAGAGUUAGCGUGUUUAAACAAAGUCCCCACACUUGAUUCAUAUCACAUGACAAAUUUUGGGAUGGUGUACCUAAAGGAGCCUAUCUGUGUCAUUGAUUGUCAAAGGUAACAGCUACAAGUUUGUUCCUCUAACACGGUAAUGUCCCGUUAAUGCAAACCCCCCAACAGUGUAUAUAAUGAGAGAGACAUGAGGAUUAUGGAAUACCUCCGCAAUCUUUUAUUUGUAACUUUUUGUUCAGUUAAAAAAAGCACUGGAACUAUGAUCUACUCUUGUCUUGGAUAAUUUGCAUGGUUAAUUGCAUUGGAGUCCGCACUGAGGGAUAUGUCAAUAAACAUAUCUUUAUCAUUCAC
Xyrichtys novacula (pearly razorfish) is the source of this 33859-nucleotide messenger RNA. Lineage: Eukaryota; Metazoa; Chordata; Actinopteri; Labriformes; Labridae. The record is from the annotation of a GenBank genome assembly.